GCUCUUAUCAGAGGCACUAUUGAUUACACGUGGUGGAUAUUUGUGUGUUGAUAUACUAGAUUCGAUGUGGCAACUACGGAUAUCCGGCCUGCGGGGUUGACAUGAGAGAUUUUAGAAUAACCUAAGCGUUACAUAUAAAAAGUACUAUUGGGUUGAGCCUGGUACAUGCGGAUUAUAUUUCAUUACUGGAAUAACUCGAUCCUUUCUUUGGAUAUAUCUUGGAGGGAAUGAGAGUCCAUUGACAAGACAGAGGUCAUGGGCUGUACGUCAGUGAAGCCGGACCCACCGAGCAUUCCAGAUCAGUCUACAGUAAGCAAAUCCGUCGACCCGAGACUGCCAUUCGACAACUACAGGGAGUUAUACCGACUAAGAAAUUCAUGGAAAGCUGUCUCCAGGGCAAUGGAGAACACGGCCAAAUUAAACUUAAUGAGAUUUUUCCGCAACAAUCCGGACUUCCAGAAUAUGUUUGAAAACUUCAACCUCCAGAAUCUGAAUGACGAAGAAUUGAUGUUUUCAGACGUGGUGUUUGAGACACACGCCGUUGCAGUAUUCAACACAUUCGAUGAAGUAUUCGCCAAUGUAGAGAAUGUGGAUGUAGCCAUAAAGGCACUCCAUCAAGCAGGGAUGAUGCACACUAAAAUACAAAAUUUUAAGCCAGAAUACUUUGAGUACAUGGAAGAAUCGUUUAUACAAGCAGUGAAAGACACGUUAGGCGAUCGAUACAACGAUACUACAGAGACUAAUCUUAGAAAAAUGUUUAAAUUUAUCUUGACUCACCUUCAAGAGGGAUAUAACCUUGCCAGCCAAAAUCAGGAGAACCUUAAAAUUAAUAAAGUGAUUGAGGCAGAUAGCUGAAAGAACGUUAUCGAACCAAUUUGGACUUUGCUGGUACACUUCUCGUGUUUAUCCACUAUCCUCGGGCGGUUGUAGUUAGGGUUGUUGCUAUCAAUCACCGAAUUUAGUCAUUUGGAGCCGUGGUGGUGUAGUGGCACGGGUUUCUGACUAGCGGUGCCGGUACAAGACGUCCUGGGGUCGAUCCCCACUCUGGGUAUGAGGCUCUGUGCAGGUCUUUUUGUCUUACAUGCCUAACACCACCGCGGUCAUGAAGGUAUUGAAAUGGGUACCAGUCUUAAAUCCUCAGUUUGCGGUGCUGAUUGAGCAGCUCAUCUGAUCGAGUUCUAUUAAAAGGUCUAAGCUUAUACUGGGGAAUAAAUGUAAAAUGUUUUUGAAUGUUCUACAUUACAAAGCGCUGUAUGAUAACUUGCGUUUUUAAUAAGCUAUAACUUAAGAAACCCUUACAUCGCCAGACCAGGAAUAACCAGGAAUAAGUGUUUUUCUUGAGAAUCGGGGAUAAGAAUAGCAUUCCGCGAAGUUACUAUUUAUAGCUCACAAGGUCAUUUGCAUAAGAUAUUGAUGACGUUUUAGUCACGUGACAGUCGGACAUCGACACUUAUUUCUACGCAUUUGAGCUUAUUUCAAAUUGAAUUAUCUUUGACCCUGCAUUGUUUAUAGCAUAAAUGAUACCAUAGAGUCAGAGAGAGAAAUAUUCAGAACAAUUAUGUAGUAUUUCCAACACUCGGACAUGUGCCAGAUUGAAUCUAAUUGCCGCAGUUAGAAAGCCUGAAUCCAUUACGAAACCGCAUGUUUGUCCGACAUUGCCUGUAAUUCAGCGAUGGGGAAAUAGAGGGCAACAGAUGCAGUGACGCCAUCCUCGCGGAAUGCUAUUGAGUAACAACUUCAGGCAUGUGUUUUCUAAUUACUAUAAUAACGCACGACGGAUGGAGCAAUCAAUGAAGUGCAUUAUCCCCGUAAGCAUGUGUAGCCAUUUUAUUAGAUUAUAUAUGUGUAUGCUAGUGAAUUCAACGAAUCAACAAUAUUGUUACAGAUGAGUAUCAAAAGCGCAUAACAGAAUGCUUUUGAAACUUUUAUACAUAGAGAGUCCAAUUCCUCAUCAUUUUAUUUCCUCAUGGACUGCCCCCAAUGGCGGGAAUUGUGGCGGAUGAAUGAUGAGCCACUUGACGGUUGUUGUAACGAAACUGUAAGCAUUUUUUUACACUCAGAAUGCUUAGCGUAUAUCCCCAUGUAAUAAGUAACUGUGUACUAUCAUGUUAUGUUUUCACGGUAUUCCUAAACGUCUAUUUAGGCUCUUCUAGAUAGUCAGUGGUACAUAUGGCGCAUAUGGUUGGCAGCCCGCAAAGUUCAACUGUGUGUCGACGGAACAGCGGAGGGGGUGGAGGGGGGGGGGGGCGAUGCCUGUCCGCUGCUUCUGGAGUAAUAUCAAACCACAAUGCGGAUAAACGAACUGCCACCUAGCCCUUAUCUUCAAUUGACCUGGACAGCAGUCUAACUUAAACCCGGCGAAAAUGUAUUUUUCAAUGCCCAAAAAACUAAGCCAGCAUUUGACAACCACACUCCACGACCGGAUGUGGCUGAACAGCCGGAAAGUUUCCAGCGGUUUCCCAUGAUUUUUCACGUAAGCAUUUCAUCAUGCGUGAGCACGGCAGUGUGCACUAGCCUGGUACCACUGGCCACCGCCAGACGACGCUGUAUUGACGGGACGGACGGAGGCCAGGUUCCAGCCAAUCUUUGCACGACUCGGAAUUCUGAGUCACGAAAGUCGUUGAUUUCCAACGUCUUUUUAUAUUAUAUUGAAAUCGUGUUUAAUAAACAUGAGUUAGUAGUGCUUGCUUGAAAUACUCAAAUAUUGUGUAUUAAGUGUAAUCAUGUUCACAAAAGUUUUUUUCGUAGAAUACUUUGUGAGAUUACGGGUUGGACGAAUAAUUGUGAACCGACGGCUCAUUAUCAAUAGACGCUUAAAGCUUCAUUUUGUCAACAAUUCAUUUCCGCAUCCGUUUUCUAGCAUCAUUUCGAUAAAAUCUGCCUUUAUUUAACCUAUGGAAAAGUACAAAGAAGUACUGGAUUUCUCAUUGAAAUCCAAACUUGCUUUAGGAAGGGUGAAUGUUCGCCGUAGUACUGAAUAUCAGUUUCGCUUUCGGAUUUGUUGACAGGCUUCCCCGCAAUGACGUCAUUAUCUAUUUAUAGACGGUGGAUGGAACCUGGCCUCCGUCCGUCCCGUCAAUACAGCGUCGUCUGACGGUGGCCAGUGGUACCAGGCUAAGUGUGCACAUGGUUUUGUCGGGUAUGCUAGUAAUCGAACGAUAUGCACGUGUUUUGCUGGAUGUUCCUCUCUCAGGUGUCCGACAGUGUUGAUAAUAUCGUACAGGAUCAUAUAUUUGACAGCGAUUCCUCCAUACAAUUGGGGGGGGACCAACUUCCUUAAAGAGCACGGUGGGUGAAGGUAUUGCAACAAAAUAGAACAAGACCAUCCCAUUACAAUGUUGGAGGGGUGCAAUCGGAUAAAAAUAAUAAAUACGGGCCUUACGCCCCACAUUAUGUACA
Messenger RNA from Lineus longissimus, 3399 nucleotides. RefSeq names its product cytoglobin-1-like. The coding region runs from base 256 to 855 and encodes 199 amino acids. Gene Ontology annotation, molecular function: heme binding; oxygen binding; oxygen carrier activity. Gene Ontology annotation, biological process: oxygen transport; response to hypoxia. The record is from RefSeq and is a predicted model, not a curated record. The transcript is spliced from 4 exons. NCBI's taxonomy places the organism in Eukaryota, Metazoa, Nemertea, Pilidiophora, Heteronemertea, Lineidae.